This is a messenger RNA of Metarhizium robertsii ARSEF 23, 2604 nucleotides long. RefSeq names its product oligopeptide transporter. Gene Ontology annotation, biological process: transmembrane transport. The record is from RefSeq and is a predicted model, not a curated record. NCBI's taxonomy places the organism in Eukaryota, Fungi, Ascomycota, Sordariomycetes, Hypocreales, Clavicipitaceae. The transcript is spliced from 2 exons. Gene Ontology annotation, molecular function: oligopeptide transmembrane transporter activity. The coding region runs from base 1 to 2604 and encodes 867 amino acids.
AUGGCGGAAGAAGAAAAGGCAGCGGGCGACGCUGAAAAGAACCCGGGCGUGUCGUCGACGCUCGACUAUGGCAGCCAGAUCCCGCCGGAGCUGCUCGAGACGCUCGCGCCCAACGGCGAGGCCGACUUCAUCCUGGAAAAGAUCAACUCGAUGCCCGAGGAGGAGGCGCUCGCCAUUGUCGCCGAGUCGCUGGCCUUCCACGCCGACGACUGGAACUUCCCGUCCGACAUGAGGGAGCGCAUGAGCCGCCUGCUGCGCCUGGGGCCCAAGGGCUACGGCGAGUUCUACGGCCGCGACCUGCGCGUCGACGCCGUCAUGAUGAAGUGGUCCAGCCCGUAUCCCGGCGUGCGCGCCGUCGCGAGCCCCCUCGACGACCCCGAGGUGCCUAUUGAAACGGCGAGGGCGUACUUUCUGGGCAUUGGGUGGGCGGUCAUUGGGACCUUUAUGUCGACGUUUUUCAACAGUCGCUUUCCGGGCAUCAGCCUCAGCAACUCCGUCAUCCAGAUCCUGCUCUUCCCCUGCGGCAAGGCCCUCGAGGCCGUGCUGCCGGACUGGGGCCCGACCGUGUUCCGGACGCGGCACUCGCUCAACCCGGGCCCGUGGACGUUCAAGGAGCAAAUGUUCGCCACCAUCACCUUCAACAUCGCCAUCUACACGACCAACAGCUACGGCAUGAUCCUGGUGCAGCGGUCGCCCGUCUACUACGGGCUCGACUUUGUCGACUUUGGCUACCAGCUCAUGCUGACGCUCUUCGUGCAGCUCAUGGGCAUGGGGCUGGCCGGCUACCUGCGCCGCUUCUCCGUGUAUCCCGUCAAGGCGCUGUGGCCGACGCUCAUGCCCGUCAUCGCCAUGAACCGCGCCCUCACCAAGCCCGAGCCGCGCGAGAACAUCGACGGCUGGACCAUCUCGCGCUACCGCUUCUUCCUCGUCGCCGCCGCCUCCAUGUUCGUCUACUACUGGCUGCCGGGCUACCUCUUCACGGCGCUCUCGCAGUUCAACUGGAUGACGUGGAUCGCCCCGGACAACUUCAAGCUCGCCGUGCUGACGGGCUCCAACAUGGGCCUGGGCCUGUUCAACCCUGUCACCACGUUCGACUGGAACGUCGCCACCUCGUCGUACGCCGCGCUCGCCCAGCCCUUCUUCUCCACGUGCACCAUGUACGUCGGCAGCCUGCUCGGCGGCUUCGUCAUCCUCGCCAUCUUCUACUCCAACAUGUACGACACGGGCUACCUGCCCAUCAACUCGUCCUCGGCCUUUGCCAACGACGGCAAGCCCUACGCCGUGCAGAAGAUCGUCGCCGGCAACCGCCUCGACCUCGACAAGUACCAGGCCUACUCGCCGCCCUUCUACUCGGCCGGCUACGUCCUCACCGUCGGCGCCAACUUUGCCUUUUACCCCGUCUACUUCCUCUACAUCAUGGUCAACCAGUGGAAGACGAUUGGCAAGGCCUACGUCGACUUCUACAAGGGCCUGCACCACGGCAAGGGCAACUACGAGGACGCCAUGGACGUGCACAACCGCCAGAUGGCCAGGUACAGCGAGGUCCCCGACUGGUGGUUCCUCGUCAUCUUUGUCGGCGCCAUCGUCGUGAGCGUCGUCUGGGCCGACAUCUACCCCGUCGACGUGCCCGUCUGGCUCGUCUUCCUCGUCAUCGCCGUCAACCUCGUGUUCGCCGUGCCCCUGUCCUUCCUGUCCGCCACGACGGGCACCAACCUGGGCCUCGGGUCGCUCAUCCAGAUCAUCACGGGGUUCCUGCUGCCCAACAACCCCAACGCCUUCCUGUUCGGCCAGACGCUGGGCAGCUGGGCGCUGGCCGGCUACGGGGACAACUACGUCCAGGACCAGAAGAUGGCGCACUACUGCAAGAUUGCGCCGCGGGCCGUGUUCCGGAGCCAGAUCGGCACCAUUGUCAUUACGUGCUUCGUCGCCGUCGCCACGCAAAACUUCAUCCUCAACAACGUCGAGGGCUUGUGCACGCCCGACCAGCCGAGCCGCUUCACCUGCGCGGGCGACGGCGCUCCCCUCUACGCCAACUCCCUCAUGUGGGGGCUCCUGGGCUCCGAACGCAUGUUCAACUCGGUCUACCCCUUGUUCAAGUGGUGCUUCCUCAUCGGGGCCGUCGUCGCCGUCGUCUUCCUCGCCGGCCAGGGCCUGGGGCCGAAAUACCUACCCGGCGUGCGGGAGAGAAUCCGGUCCCGAAUGUCCCCCGCGCGCUUCCGUCGCCUCGACCGCACCCUGUUCCGCUUCGUCGCUUCCCUCAUGUGGCUGAACCCGGUGCUCAUCAUCCAGGGCAUUCAGCACUGGGCCCCGUCCAACAUGGCCUACAAGACGCCCGGCUUCAUCCUGUCCUACAUCUUCAUGUACUGGCUGCCGAGGCAUCGCUUGGCCUGGUGGUCCAAGUACAACUACGUCCUGUCUGCUGCCCUGACGGCCGGUCUCGCUGUCAGCGCCUUGAUCAUGUUCUUUGCGGUUGGAUAUCACCCCAAGAGCUUGAAGUGGUGGGGAAAUACCGUCAGCACCGAUGGCAUUGAUGGCCAGCAGGUGGGAUGGCUGCCCAUCCCCGAGAGAGGGUACUUUGGACCUGAGAAGGGCCAUUUUCCGUAG